Aspergillus pseudotamarii is the source of this 3108-nucleotide messenger RNA. RefSeq names its product bacterial alpha-L-rhamnosidase-domain-containing protein. NCBI's taxonomy places the organism in Eukaryota, Fungi, Ascomycota, Eurotiomycetes, Eurotiales, Aspergillaceae. The record is from RefSeq and is a predicted model, not a curated record. Gene Ontology annotation, biological process: carbohydrate metabolic process. Bases 1 to 3108 code for a protein of 1035 amino acids. The transcript has a single exon.
AUGUGGUUGUGGUAUACACCAGCCCUCACGGGCACGCUGCUCAUGCUUCUACCGGCUUGGUCCCGUGCCGCUGUCCAAGUCACACAUCUCACCGUCGACGGCAGAACCGACUCACCACUAGACCUUGGUAAUUCGCGUCCUACUCUGACCUGGCAGAUCAACCAGACUCACAACUGCAAUGCGUCUAUCUGUCCCGGUGAUAGACAGACGGCGUAUGAAAUUCAAGCCGCCAAGACCAUCGCUGACCUUAGCGAGGGACGGCUAAUCUGGGAUAGUGGUAAGGUUGAUAGCAACCAGCAGCAGGUGCGCUUCGGCAGCGAGCUUAAGUCGCGAGACUCCAUAGCCUGGCAUGUGCGAGUCUGGGACGCGUAUGGAGACGCUUCGGACUGGUCCUGGCCGGCCACUUGGACUACUGGUUUACUUGAGCAGACCGACUGGGGCGAAGCACGUUGGAUUGAUUAUCCUGGGCGCACGGAAAACCAGCCUUUACCGCUCUUCGCCCGUCCAUUUGACAUCUCCCAUAAUAAGACGAUUGCUUUCGCGCGCCUCUACCUGGCUGGCAUUGGACUGCACCAUGCUACGGUGAACGGAGAAGAAAUCACCGACGAGGUCCUUGCUCCAGGAUAUUCGAACUGGCAGCUGUCAACUGAGUACCGAACGUAUGAUGUCAAGAAAUGGCUGCAGCCCGGCAUGAAUGUUAUCGGUGUCAGUCUCGGCAAUGGCCCGGCGUACGUACGUCGCAGCGUUAAGAAUCCGAGUGUCGGCCGAACCUCUCCCUACUCGUGGUGGGAGAGUCAGCUUAAGGGCAAUGGCACACUGGUAGAAGGUGCACUAGCCGGAAGCAUAAAUAUACACCUCAAUGCUACUACUGGGUAUCAUGUCGGCGGCAGCAUCAACAUUGACACCGGAGGGGGCGGCGAGAAGCUCGAAUCGCGAACCAUCACCGCGAUCGGCAACAAAACUAUCACUUUCGCGCCUGGUCUUACACUGAAUCACAAGGCUGGUGCUCAGGUCACCGGUUCGGGCAACAACAUUGCUGCCAGUGACGCAUCUGCUGGUGCCGCUGUCACCCCGCGCUUGAUUGGUCGUCUGGAAAUCACCUACAGCGAUGACAGCAAAACCACCAUUGUCACGAACCGGUACUGGCGCACCACUCUCGGGCCUCUGGUCACCGACGCAUGGUACUCCGGCUCUGAUUACAACGCAACCCGGGAACAAGUGGGCUGGGACCGCCCUGGAGCCGAUCUCAACUCACACCCCUGGAUAGCGUCUGGCUUGGCUCCUCCACCUAACCUUGCUACUCGGCUGGUUGCUCGUGCCGCUGAGCCCGUCAAGAUCCAGGAGCGGCUCAUCCCGGUAUCGGUCACUGAACCCGUUCCUGGGACUUGGGUGUUCGACUUCGGCCAAAAUAUUGCCGGUUUUCCCCUACUCAACCUCCCUGAGCUACCAGCUGGUACGACAAUCAAGGUGGCUCCCGCCGAGUCACUUGCUGCAAACGGCACCGUUGACCAGGCGUCGCUGGGUCCGGGAGACCGUGGCAGGGAUUUGUUUAUCACGUAUACCACUGCCGGCCGGUCUGGCGGCGAGACCUGGCACCCGAAGUUCAACUACUUCGGUAUGCAGUGGGUUCAAGUCACAGGUUUGCCGAGCGGCUACAAGCCUAGCCGGGACCUAAUCACAGGUCUUCGCGUCCAAGCAGAUGUCCCAUUCGCUAGUAGCUUUACCUCCUCUAGCGCUCGUCUCAACCGAAUCCAUAAGAUGGCGUGGUAUUCAAUGGCAAGCAACAUCAUAUCCGUCUUCACUGACUGUCCCGGGCGUGAGAAGCUUCCUUACCCGGCAGAUUUCACCCAGCCAUUUGGAGCCCUGGCGCGCAACUUUCAAUUCCCGGCUUUCUUGCGCACUGCCAUGCAUCACUUGGUCGAAGGCCAGUCCAUCGCAAACACGUCGAUGGCCGGGAACGUGGCCUUGAAGACACCUGUAUACGAUUGGGGGUAUCGUGGCCGUUUUGGAGAUGAGAUUAACUGGGGUAAUGCAAUUGUACUCGUCCCCUCCCUCCUGUAUGAUUUGUACGGUGACACAACGGUCAUGGCCGCCUACUAUGACCGAUUGGUCGACUUUGUUCACUACAUCCAGCGGGAGAAAGCCCGAGGACAUAUUGUCGACGCAGCCCUAGGUGACUGGGUGGAGGAUGGCCCCCAGACCUCGGGUCGUAUCACCGGCACUUGGGGCUAUUACCUUACCGUCAGAGCCAUGGCCCGUAUCGCCAACCUCACCGGGCACCACGCCGACGCUGACCGUUACAACGACCUAUCCCACAACAUCCGCAACGUUUUCCACUCCGCCUUCUGGAAUGACACCAGUCGUCGAUACACUAAUACAGGCAAUAAUGGUACCAGCAACGCCACCCAAGCUGCGCAGGCAUUGGCUCUAGACUCUGGCCUGGUGCCUGAGGAACAUCGCCAGGAGGUCCUCAAUGCCCUGGUUGAGCUUACGUAUCACUACCCCUCAAGCGACGGACAGGGCCCACAUCUAAGUGGCGGACAGAUUGGUCUGGGCCCGAUUGUACGGGCGUUGUCAGCUGGGGGUCGCGACGACAUUCUCUGGGAAGCACUCCAGCAGAACGACAGGCCCAGUUACGGCUAUUUCAUGGCUCCGACCGAGGCUAAUCCUCAUGGUUUCACCACCAUCGGCGAGGAAUGGGACCGCAGCUCAUCUAAGAAUCACAUGAUUCUUGCGCAGAUCGACGAGUGGCUCCACGCUGGAGUGGUAGGCAUUCAGCCCACUGCCCUAACUACCAUCAGCUCUACAUGGGAGGAUUGGCUGAUCUUCCAGCCUAAGCUGGUCGGGGAUCUGAGGAGCGCUAGUGGUUCUUACCAAAUGCUGCAGGGAGAGGCUCGCUGUGAGUGGCAAAGGACUGCAGAGGGUAACUUUAAUCUCACAGUAACAGUCCCAGCAAAUGUUGAGGCAGAGGUGCGUUUGCCUUCAGUCGGCAAUGUAACAGCAUCGCAGCGGGCUAGGUUUGUCCGUGUGGACAAGUCCUAUACAAUCUAUGCUGUCCCGGCGGGCACGCAUGUCUUUAACAGCGAAACACAUGGCAUGAAAGGGUAA